Acanthaster planci (crown-of-thorns starfish) is the source of this 2710-nucleotide messenger RNA. Its product is annotated as melatonin receptor type 1B-A-like. Gene Ontology annotation, biological process: G protein-coupled receptor signaling pathway. Gene Ontology annotation, molecular function: G protein-coupled receptor activity. The record is from RefSeq and is a predicted model, not a curated record. NCBI's taxonomy places the organism in Eukaryota, Metazoa, Echinodermata, Asteroidea, Valvatida, Acanthasteridae. Gene Ontology annotation, cellular component: membrane.
UCGCAAAAAUAUCUUUCAACCAUUAGCAACAUGUACAGUCAUUCAGGUCUUGAGUCCGACAACAAAGUGAUUCCCCCCCCCUAAUCUGUAAAAGCCACGGCAAGGGAAGGAGCUUUUCUGUUUUUAAUGAUGUUGGCACUUAAAAAAUGGCAAACAAAAUGGCCAGCAUGUCCCUAGAGACCGGCAAGUUGCCUCUCCUACCCCAGAUGGAUACGUUCUAUGCCCCCGCCUUUUAUUAUAGGAAAGAUAUUCCUAAAGAUUAAACGUUUUCCAAAUUACAGUUUUUCGUUGAUGUUAUUUACUAUUGAACAGGUUUUAGACAUCCUUACUAUUCUAGCUAACUAUAGUAUGUUAAUUUAAUACACUGAAACCUUGAAUAGUGCAAUCAUAGUUGUCAAAGGCAUAAUAUCAAUAAGUAAACAUCUUGUGGCAUAUUGAUGGAGAACAGUUACAUGUACCUGGAAAAAAAUUCAAAAUGAAAUUUGCAGUCGGUCCAUCACUUGGUAGGUAAUGCUUCAACCAAGGCGCUCCUAUCUGUAUUUUGUCAAUCUGUUCUGCUACCUUAAAGUGGUCCUACCUCUUCUCUAUAGUGCCGCAUGGUUAAUCAUUAACUGUUGAAGAUUUAAGAGUUGUGCGAUCCCUUCGUGACAGGCGAAGAUAAACAAACAGAGAAAUCGAACCUGGAAAGUGCAGGGAGAGAGUUGCUGUUGGCAUUCCGAGCAGUUUUCACGAUGGACGGCAACGUGGGACAGUUAAGUUUCAUUAACGGCUCUAUUGCCCCAGACUCUGAUCCGUCUGAAGACGACAGCCUGGAUGGAAUAGUUGUGAUUGCUAUGUACCUGGCUCUGUUGUCUGUUGUCGGUUUCAUCGGGAACAUCUUGGUGAUGGUCUCGGUAGCCAUCUCGCCCAAGCUACGGACGACGUCCUACGCGUUCAUCGUCAACCUGAGCGCGGCCGACCUACUGAUCAACGCCAUCGUGACUCCUCUCGUGGUGGUGUCGUUCUUCAAUUCUGGCUGGCCGCACGACCUCUUCUGGUGCCGGUCGCUGUGUUACCUGCUUCUCCUCUCGGUGGGCGUGUCCCUGCAGACGGUGAUGGAGAUUGCCGCCAGCCGCUACUGCUUCGUGUCGCGCCCCCGCCAGACGUACCGUAAGUACUUCCGUUGGAGGGUCGUGGCCGUCCUCCUGGCCCACAACUGGCUGGCGCCACUGCUGUUCAUCUUCAUCCACAGGUGGAGUGGCUUCAGCGGCAUCCAGUACCACCCCGUGCUCCGAUUUUGCUUCCUGAAGUACUCGGGUAACCCGGAGUUCUGGUACAUUAACGGCAUCAUGCUCUACUUCUUGGCGACCUGCUUCCUCCUCAUCCCGUGCCUCUACUGCAUGGCUUGCCGCACACUCUACGCCAGCCGGAGGCGCGUCCGUCCAACUUUGUCUAAGCAGAACCCAGGAUCCUCCGACCACCGGCCAAUUCUCCGGUCUGCAGAAGUCAAGUUUACCAAGAUGAUGGCCCUCAUCUUUAUCCUUCUCAUGAUCUGCUGGGCACCCAUCUGCAUUAUGCACUUCUUCGCUGUCGAUGCCCUCUCUCAUCGUCUCGGGAUCGUCCUUCUCCUUACCAACUCGUCCGUCAAUCCUUUUGUGUACGCUUGGCUCAACACCCACUUUAAAAGAGCUUACAAGCGCAUUUUACUUUGUGGCAAAGAUCAAAGAGGUAGGGUCAAACCACUCAUAGUUUAGGGGAGUAGUGCCUGGUAUUAGCAAGCUUACCCAGGAAUUUGGCUGCCCCAUGCCCAAUUUUUGAAACUCGGUGUGCAUGUAAAAACACUCCUUAUCUGUGCUAAUGUGAAAUUUCAACUCAAUCUGACAAAUGGUUUUGUUUCGGUCAUUUAAAGCAAUGAUGUGGAUACUGUAACAGACAAUGGCAACAUAACCAUUUAGGGCCCAGAAUUGUCAAAGGGCUUAUGCCAACAGAAGCAGAUUUGCAUUAUUAUACAGUAUAUUGUUGCUGUCUUUGUUUAGGAGAAAUGUUGUAUAGAAUCACUUACAGAUGUUAAUAUAAAGUUCCCGACGCCAAAGUGAUUGGACAAUUUUAAAUGGACAACAUGGGACUUCGUAUCCGAGGAGAGUUACCUGACGUGGAUGUUGACAUUCUGUUUCCUUGCUGUUUUCCAUGUGGUAAAUGUACACAGGAAAAAAGUGCAUCAAUACGUUUAUAUGACGUCUUUUCCCCUUAUGUGUAGCACUUACCCCGGCUAAAGAUCAAUCUCGCUUUCAAGCAAAGAGCAAUUACUUUGCAGUAAACAUUAGCAAUCACAUAGCUUGAUAUUAAAGUAGCAUUAUUGUUGUCCAGUUUGAAGCAGCUAAAUUUAAUUGAAAGUAAUCUCAAAUUCAAAAUCAACGCGGGUUGUCAGAACUGUCUCUUAAACACGCAUAAGUGUUAAUCUUGAAAUAACUUAGAAAGCAAAUGAAACAAUAUUGGUACUCUAAUAAGGUUGCAUGCAUGGUUCUGGUUUGAUAUUAUAUGUGCAGGAUGCUCUAUUCUUGGGCGUCAAUGGGGGGGGGGCAGGAAGAUAGGGUCUCACGACAUAUUUUGUGAAGGGGACGGAUAUGGGAAUUUUCUCCUGCCGCAUAUAAUUUUGACCUUGUCAUUCUGGCUUGUGCGUCUCAAAGAUCUUCCCAAAUGUUGAUCGUUUCACAGUAGUGCGCCUCCAUGA